AUGUCGCUCUCCUCCGCUUCCAGCACUCUGCUGCGCACCGUCGCUCGGCAGCAGCUGCCCACCUCCCGCGCCGCCGUCACCUCCUGCCAGCAGCGGAGGGGAGUUGCCGAUGCGAAGUCGUCCUUCGAAUCUCCCUUCGCCAGCGCUAACGAGCGUGGCUCGACCCUGAAGAUCCCCAACUUCAGCAAGUACAAGUCCAACAACUCGCCCCGCUCCAACCAGGUCUUCUCCUACUUCAUGGCCGGCUCCCUCGGUCUGGCGACCGCUGUCGGUGCCAAGGCUACUGUCCAGGAUUUCCUGGUCAACAUGUCCGCCUCCGCCGAUGUCCUGGCCCAGGCCAAGGUCGAGAUCUCUCUCGGUGCCAUCCCCGAGGGCAAGAACGUCAUCAUCAAGUGGCGUGGUAAGCCCGUCUUCAUCCGUCACCGCACCCAGGGCGAGAUCGAUGAGGCCCGUGAGGCUAAGUGGGAGGGUCUCCGUGACCCCCAGCCCGAUGAGGACCGUGUCCAGCGUCCCGAGUGGCUCGUCAUGCUCGGUGUCUGCACCCACUUGGGUUGUGUCCCCAUCGGUGAGGCCGGUGACUACGGCGGCUGGUUCUGCCCCUGCCACGGUUCCCACUACGAUAUCUCCGGCCGUAUUCGCAGGGGUCCUGCCCCUCUGAACUUGGAGGUUCCCACCUACAGCUUCCCCGAGGAUGAGACCCUGGUUAUCGGUUAA
Messenger RNA from Penicillium samsonianum, 714 nucleotides. It is a transcript of the gene rip1, whose product is annotated as ubiquinol--cytochrome-c reductase catalytic subunit RIP1. The record is from RefSeq and is a predicted model, not a curated record. Gene Ontology annotation, biological process: mitochondrial electron transport, ubiquinol to cytochrome c. Gene Ontology annotation, molecular function: quinol-cytochrome-c reductase activity; 2 iron, 2 sulfur cluster binding. Gene Ontology annotation, cellular component: membrane. The coding region runs from base 1 to 714 and encodes 237 amino acids. Lineage: Eukaryota; Fungi; Ascomycota; Eurotiomycetes; Eurotiales; Aspergillaceae. The transcript has 4 exons.